GUCGUGAUGACGACACUCAGAGUAUGCCGGACGUCCGCAGCCAUGUGUAUAAUGGUAAUGAGGAAGACAACGGAGAGGCUGAAGUUCAGCGCUACAAAGUGAUGAGGAAGAAUAAACGCCUGCUAUCAGUUCAUCCUCUGGACUUUGACCCAGAGGACUAUUUUCCUUAUUCACGACGACCUUCUAUACAGAUGCAGGAGGAUCGAGGCUACAGGAACGAUGUGGACUACGACAUAUACAACCAACGAGUAAACCGCAGGAAGAGUCUGGACCGAUACGCCAUGAGACCAGAUGACUAUGGAGACAGCAGGAUGGUCCGGACUCGCUCUCUGUCUAAGAUCAGCUCGUCUGUGGCUCGGCAGCAGUACGUCGACACCUCAGACGAGGAGGAGUACCCGAGGUACCCCCCUGCGUACCAACAACACCCCCACCGCCGCAAAAACAGCCGCGCCUCCUCCCAGGAGAACCUGGGACAAGCCCCGCCUAUGAACGAGCUGAACAAACGCAUGUCAGCCAUCGAGAGUCUGCUGAACCGCCUGGAGGAGAAGAUGACAACUGCUGACGAGACGUCAGCUCCGUCGGCUCAGAACGAGGAGGAGAAGCUGAGGAGGAAGCUGAGCGAACUGGCGGGGAACCUGAGCGAUAAAGGGCUUUCGUCAGACGACGAGGCCGGGAAGAAGUCCUUCUCUGUGGGUAAAAGUUUGGCCGGCGUGAGGGGCGGCCCCGUGGUCAACCUGGACUCUCUGAAGGAUAAAGAGCUGAGCUCGUCCAGCGACGAGAUGCCCACCGAGGCCCAGAAGAGAUCGACCGCCGCAGCCCUCUGUGACCUCACCACUGAGGUCUUGAGAACCAUUAAUGCCACAGAAAACGCGAUGGUCGAGUACGGUUUGUCAGAGCCGGCUGACAGAGCCCACGUAGUAGGGACUGACGUUAAGCAGGCAGAUGAUGCUUUCAGGGAACUUGAGGAAAAUGUAAGCUUCAUACUGCACGCCUCCGUGUCCCCUAACCCCCCCCCCCCCCUCU
Plectropomus leopardus (leopard coralgrouper) is the source of this 1023-nucleotide messenger RNA. NCBI's taxonomy places the organism in Eukaryota, Metazoa, Chordata, Actinopteri, Perciformes, Serranidae. The record is from RefSeq and is a predicted model, not a curated record.